This is a messenger RNA of Canis lupus familiaris (dog), 1661 nucleotides long. It is a transcript of the gene CXCL16, whose product is annotated as C-X-C motif chemokine ligand 16. Gene Ontology annotation, molecular function: low-density lipoprotein particle receptor activity; scavenger receptor activity; chemokine activity. Gene Ontology annotation, biological process: response to tumor necrosis factor; receptor-mediated endocytosis; T cell chemotaxis. Lineage: Eukaryota; Metazoa; Chordata; Mammalia; Carnivora; Canidae. The record is from RefSeq and is a predicted model, not a curated record. The coding region runs from base 314 to 1081 and encodes 255 amino acids. The transcript is spliced from 6 exons.
AGGGUUUGGCGAGCGGGGAUUACUUUGGAUCCGUCUGCGGGAUGUGCGAGGAGGGAACCGGAGCGGGGGCAUCCCCUCGCCUUGGACCGGUUCGGCGGGGAGUCCCCGUGGACCCAGUCCCUCCCGGCCGCUCCGCCUCUCCGGUACCUGCAGCCGCCACCACUUUUCGAAGGUGAGAGCUCGGGAGGAGGGCGCCUCCAGCUCGCGCCGCACCCCCCACCCUCGCACCCCGACGGCCGCGGCUGCCCGGCGUCCCGGCGGGCCCGGGAGGGAGCAGCUGGACGCCGCGCUGCGGUCCGGCCUGGCCCCCGACAUGGGGGCCGGGCCCCUCGUGCUGCUUGCCGCGCUGGCGCUGCUGACUCGGCCAGGCGAUGGCAACGAGGGCAGCGUCACUGGCAGUUGUUACUGCGACAAAGCGAUUUCUUCCGGCUCCCCUCCGACCGCGGAGCUCAUGGCUCAUCUCCGAAAACAUCUGCGAGUCUAUCAGCGCUGUAAUUCCUACGUCAGGUUUCAGCUACGAAUGCGGAGCGUGUGUGGCGGCAGCAAGGAUCCGUGGGUUCAACAGUUGAUGAGCUGCUUGGAUCGUAAAGAAUGUGGCUCUGCUGAUUCCAGAAGUGUGGCCCCCCAGGAGCAGUUACCUCCCCUCAGCACCCAGGUUCCUGAGCCCACAGAAAGGGCGCCUUUAGACAUGGGCUCCCCUGCUCAGACAUACCUGCCACCCGCCUGGCGGUCUACAUACCUGCCAACUGCCUUGCAGUCCACCAGGCAGCCCGUGUUUCCAGCAGGGACACUAUCUUUGGAGAAAAAGCUCACCCAUACCAGUGAAAUCGCUACAUCUACUGUGGGCCACAGUCUUAGGACUGGGUCUGAGGCUGGGGAGAGCCAGAAGCAGCAGAUUAAAAGAGUGGAGCCUACGGCUGGGACAUCAGCCAUGGUGCCUGUGCUGUCCCUCCUGGGCAUCAUUUUCAUUCUCACCGGAGUCCUCCUAUAUGUUCUUUGCAAGAGGAGGGAGCAGUCACUGCAGCACCCUCCAGAUCUGCAGCUUCAUUACACACCCGUGGCAUCAGACUCCAAUGUGUGAGCUAAGAGCGGAAGCCUGUGAGGGUACACAUUGUGAUUUAUUCAGUCCUGUAUAAUUUAGAAUAAUCUCUGGCACUUAAUAGGCACUCUGUAGCUAUCUGAUGUUUAACAUACAAAUAACCAGCCAGUGCCCUCUUGUGGAGCUUUCCUGGUCUUUUAUUUUCUAUGCUAUCCUGUAAAGUCUACCUUUUAAUGUAAUACCUUAGAGGAAUUCUUUAUGUGCAUUUUAUUACUAAAGAUUAUUUUUAUAAUUAUUGGCUCUUUUUUCUGCAGACAUUGCCCUCAUGCCCUUGCCCCUUACCAUGGUUCCUGGCUUCAGCUUCUCUGCUGAGGAUCCCACUGCCCCCUAGUCCCAGUCUCUCAUCACACACCAGCUGUUCCUCCCCAGCCUCAGGCCUCUCCUGCUUCCUCCUUCCACCCCCACAGUGCGGGGGUGGGCCUUCCCACCGUUCCUCAGCAGGUGCCAUGCACUUGGGUUUUAUUUCCUCAAUCCCUGUUCAUAUCACCCACAUAUGUUCCAGUGAGAGUCUGAGCUCCUUGCUUUCAUUGCUGUUGUUUUUAUUAUUAAAGCCCCUAGUUCU